Messenger RNA from Penicillium longicatenatum, 2493 nucleotides. RefSeq lists its product as uncharacterized. The coding region runs from base 1 to 2493 and encodes 830 amino acids. Lineage: Eukaryota; Fungi; Ascomycota; Eurotiomycetes; Eurotiales; Aspergillaceae. The record is from RefSeq and is a predicted model, not a curated record. The transcript has 4 exons.
AUGACGCCCAGGGGAUCGCGCAAACGAGCGAAGCCCAGUCCUUCUGGCGCAGACUCACCGUCCCCCGCAUCCCCAAGCAAUGCUGGGCGAGACCGCUCGGAUUCCCAGCCUCAAGGACGUGCGAGUUGGUACCCUGGGUCUUGGUCAACAACCUCGCGAAUGUCCAAAGCGGCUCCAGUUACCGAGGUUGCCCGUGAGAGCAUAUCCGUCGCCCAGAACGUUGCCUCCAGCCUCGCAGAAUCCUCGACCUCCCUCUUUGACUCCCCAAAACGAAACCGAGCGCCUUCUAUUCAACUCAUCAAGAAAGCUGGUGCUUCCACCCGUUCACUCCCUGCCAACGUGACUACAACCAGAGUCAACAUUGCUUCGGAUGGGUCAGCUUCUACGACGGCUCUAGACAAGCUUGAGGAUAGCCCAGCGGCAGAGACACCAGCAACAGGCAAAGAAAUAUCGUCUGCAGCUUCAGCCAAGCAUCAGGAAAAAGCAGCUGAAGGACAAGAGCUGGCUAUUGAUGAUAGUCCGGAGCCUAACACACCGCAUGCAGGACAUGCAGCUGAGCAACCCAGCGGAUGGUUUUCAUGGAUUUAUCCAACAGGACUCCCACAGAAAGAGACUGUGAGCAAUCCUGAAUCAACGAACCAAGCUGAGAGACCAGGCGAUAGCGUCCAAGCUACAAACAAAGCCGAUAUUGAAACAGAUACAGCACUUCCGACUGAACAAGGGAAGCAAGUGGAACAAGAACAAGACAACCGGCCAUCUCAGGCUGAAGCCACAACCGAUACUGCUUCAACCGCCCAAAAACGCUCUUGGUUGCAGAUGUGGUACGGUUCUUCGUCAAGUAAGCAGGAAGAACAGGCAACAGCGGAAUCGAGCAAUCCGCCUCCCACCGUAUCAGAUCCGUCAGCAAGUAAGGACGUGGAUAUGUCGCCAAAAGAUCCCACAGAACAUGAAGAGGCAGCUGGUCUACCUCAACCCCCGGCUGAAACCACAAAGUCUUCAGGGUGGUCGUUCUGGUCAAAAGAUCCACCAAAGGAUGCCACGCCAGGAAAGCCCCAGGAAGUUGAGGCAGUCGAGGCAUCAGUAGCACCGGACACUCCAUCUCGCACAACGGGGUUGGAACCUGACCCAGAAGCAAAUGUAAACAUCACAAAGAAGGGCAGCCUAAAAGUCAAACCACCCAAGGAUAGUCGUUUGAAGGACGGGGCUGUAUCCGCGAUUGAGGCGACAUCUACCUUCACACCAUCCAAAGAACCUCAAGCGAUCGACUCUACUGCUUCAAAACAACUGCAAAACAUCCUGCCAAACCAAGUGCUACCCCGUUUUGAAGACACAUACAAGUUGGAAGAAUCACCCUCUCUGUUGCAGUCCCUUGGCCGGUUUCUACAUUACAGCAAAGGACCCGAGCACAACCAUGUGUCUCGUGUGAAAGAACCCCCUAGAAUUAAACGCGCUCUCGCCAUUGGUGUCCAUGGCUACUUUCCCGCCCCGCUAAUCCGUACCGUGCUUGGGCAACCCACGGGGACAUCUAUUCGGUUCUCCAACAUGGCGGCAGAAUCAAUUCGGAAAUGGACAGUGGACCAUGGAUACUCUUGUGAUAUUGAAAAAAUCGCAUUAGAAGGGGAAGGUCGCAUCUCAGAGCGAGUGGACUUGCUCUGGAAGUUACUCCUGAACUGGAUGGAGGAGAUUCGCAAAGCCGAUUUCAUUUUGGUCGCAUGUCACAGUCAGGGUGUGCCUGUGUCAAUCAUGCUGGUCGCGAAGCUAAUAUCUUUUGGCUGUGUCAAUGCGUCACGGGUAGGCAUAUGUGCUAUGGCUGGUGUGAACAUGGGCCCUUUUUCUUCUUACCGCUCCAGAUGGAUCAGUGGAUCUGCCGGGGAGCUGUUCGACUUUGAAUUACCCUCUAGCAAAGUAUCCCAGGACUACGAAGCUGCAUUGAGAUGUGCACUUGACUUUGGUGUUCGAAUCUCGUAUGUUGGGAGCAUUGACGAUCAACUCGUCUCCCUAGAGUCUGCAUUAUUUUCUCCCAUUGCCCAUCCAUACAUUUACCGAUCUGUUUUCGUGGAUGGCAGAGUGCAUGCACCAAGCUUCGUCUCUCACCUUGUUGGCUUCGCCCUAAAACUUAGGAACCUCGGUAUUCCAGACCACGGUCUAAUCCGCGAACUCAGCACCCCGCUGGCCGGCAGUCUCUAUACUGGCGACGGCCAUUCCCGUUUAUAUGACGACGAAGCCGUAUACUACAUGGCCGUCCAAUUUGCACUGGAAACAUCUACAGCCCCAGAUGCAACCUUGAACAUAAAGCGAUCUAAUCCUUCUGCUGCCUCAAACCCGUACAUCCUUCCGUUUGCGAUGCGCGGCCUUCUCGAAGAAGAGCACGUGCGUCGUGAGCUACAGGAGGAGACGAUGGAGCUCCUACGUCAGUUCGACGAUUGGAAGCCGUCGAGCAAGGUCUUGAAAGAUGUCAAAUUCAGGCUGGAGGGAAUUCGGUCAAAGCUGUGA